UUUUGGUUUGCGCACUUCCUUCCUAGCGGCGGUAAAAUGUAUGCUGGAACUAUUUUACAGAGUCAGACGCAUCUCAUAAAAAAGAUCCACAGUGCGGACCGACCGAUUAUGAUAGUAGGGAUUUGAAUAUUUUUAAGUGUGGAUGCAUUUUACCAAAAAGGUAUAAAAAAUUAUUGAACUAGGGGUUUGAAAAAUAUUAGGUGGAGUAUGGAUGGAAUAUUCAAAAUGAGUAUAGAUGAUAUAACGUCUUCGACUCCGAAGUUGUUGAGAGAUUACUUGGAUGUUUUUCAAAAUACACUGUUUAAUAGUAGUAUAAAUUCUAAUAUAAAUUUAACUAGUACUAGUCCUAAUACAAUAGAUAAAGCUACAUUUAAUAAUCAUCCAGAAAUUCAAUAUUUUCAACAAGUAAAGUCAAAAAAUCAUUAUAAUUAUCAUAAAUCAAAGAUUAGUAAACAAAAUCAAUCAAUAGAUAAUAUUCAUGCAAAAAUGACAGUAUUUGACCCAUAUAAUUCUGACUUUUUAUUACAAAGAUUAAAAACUUUUAGUGUAAUGAAUUGGAGAAUUCCUGAAUUAUAUCAUAGACCAUUUGAAGAUAGAAUUAAUGAAUUAAAAUGUGCAAGAAAUGGUUGGAAAUGUGUAUCAUUUUCACUUAAUAAUAAUACCAAGAAUCAUUUAUUAUGUACAUCAUGUAAUCAUCAAUUAAUUCUUAAAUUUAGUGAUAAUUAUAAUGAUAAAAGUCAUAUGGAUUAUCAAUAUGAUAUAAUAAAUGAAGAAUUACUUAAUAAUGCACAAGAAGAUGCAUUAAAUGAAUUAUUACAUGAUAAAUAUUUAACUCAAAUUAUAACUGAAGGUCAUGCAAAGAAUUGUUCAUGGAGAAAUUUUGAAACUCCAUUAAAUGGAGUUUAUUAUCCUCGACCAUAUAUUAAUCAAACAAAUGAAAUAUUAAUUAGAGAUUACCUUAAUAUUUUACAAAAUUUAAUUAAUAAUUCAAUUACUUUAAAUGAAUAUGUUGAUAAUAUAAGUAAUGUUAUUAUAUCAUCCGAUUCUGAAGAUGAACAAUUUAAAAAAUUUAUUAAAACUUCAAAUCAAUGGAUUAUAGCCAGAUUUUUUCAAAAUAAUAAAGAAAAUAUUGCCGUAUUAUUAGAUUUUACUCCUUCUUGGUAUUAUAAAUUAGCUAUGUUAGGUUGGUCACUUAAUGUUCAAACAUUUUCAAAUGAAGUUAUAUUACUUUUAAUAUGUAAUAAAUGUAAUCAAAGAGUAUUUCUUAAUUCAACAACUAAUCCUCAUGCUUCACCAAUUAAACCUCAUGAAGAUUCUUUACAACUUUCAAAUUCAAAAAUAUUAACUCCUUGUAAUUAUCCAAUAACUAGUAGUACUACAAAUCAACAAAGUGAAUUUGAAUUUGAAUAUGAAUAUGAUGUUACAGCAGAAUUUGAUAAAUUUGAUCCUUAUAAAGAACAUAAAUCAUGGUGUUGUAAUAUUCAUAAUAUUGUGGCAUCGGAUAAUUCUAUUCAUAGUAAAUAUUAUGAGUAUUUUAUUGAAAUGCUUAAUAAAUCCACAAGUAAUAUUGGACCUAAUGGAGAAUAUAUAGUGGAACCAAUUGAAAUGAAUAUGAAUAUGAAUAUGAGUAUUGAUGGAUUAGGAAAUGGAAAUGGAAAUGGAAAUGGCGAUACAUUAACAUCAAAGAGGAAAACAAGUUUUGAUAUUAAUGAUGGGUUAGAACGAUUAAAUAAAUUAAGAAAAUUAUAUUUAAUUGAUGAAUAGGUAGUGUUGGAUAUUGGGUAUAAUAAAUGUAUUAUUAAUAGAAAUAUAUAAAAUAUGAGUAAAGUAAAAUAGUAAGAUAAAGU
Scheffersomyces amazonensis is the source of this 1847-nucleotide messenger RNA. RefSeq lists its product as uncharacterized. Bases 208 to 1764 code for a protein of 518 amino acids. The record is from RefSeq and is a predicted model, not a curated record. Gene Ontology annotation, cellular component: nucleus. Gene Ontology annotation, molecular function: zinc ion binding. The transcript has a single exon. NCBI's taxonomy places the organism in Eukaryota, Fungi, Ascomycota, Pichiomycetes, Serinales, Debaryomycetaceae.